CCGCAAAACAACUGAACCAAACCCAUGGAGUUUUCAUGUUGCUUAACUUGCCAUGUCUUCCUAGGCCUUAAAUAUACAAAACCAAAGUUUAAAUUGUUUGAAAAGAAGCUGCUGUCAGAGUUACCCGAAGUUGAUGGGAGCGGCCUCUUCAGUUUUUGACGAGCUGUUUAGUGCUGGCGUUUGUGGGCCUUGUUUGUGUGUGUGUGUGUGUGUGUGUUACCAGCUCCAGGGGGGACAGUAGGGACCUCAGUGGAGGGAGGAGCAGGCGACAGGCUUGGCCUGAGGGGCACAUCAGAACUGCUGAAGAACUCGGCAGAGUUGUUCCAGGAAGGGAGCUCCGUGAGGGAAAGAAGUUAUUCUCUCUCUUUCUCUCUUUUGAGCAAAACCCAUAUUUAACACUGCAAAAGUAGGAGACGUCAAAUGUAGCUUCUUUCAGGAAAAAAACGGUUUCCGAAAGAGACAAACAACAAAAUGAACAAUCCAGCUAUUAAGAGAAUAACAAACAAAAUUAUAAAAUCACCUGAGGAUAAACGAGAAUAUCGUGGACUGGAAUUGGCAAAUGGCAUUAAAGCUCUUCUCAUUAGUGACCCCACCACAGACAAGUCUUCAGCAGCGCUUGAUGUACACAUAGGAUCGUUGUCUGAUCCUCCCAACAUUGCUGGGCUUAGUCAUUUUUGUGAGCAUAUGCUGUUCCUGGGAACCAAGAAAUAUCCAAAAGAGAAUGAGUAUAGCCAAUUUCUUAGUGAGCAUGCCGGGAGCUCAAAUGCUUUCACAAGCGGAGAACAUACCAACUAUUACUUCGAUGUGUCACAUGAACAUCUAGAAGGUGCACUAGACAGAUUUGCCCAGUUUUUCCUGUGCCCUUUGUUUGAUGAAAGCUGCAAAGACAGGGAAGUGAAUGCUGUUGAUUCUGAGCACGAGAAGAAUCUGAUGAAUGAUGCCUGGAGGUUGUUUCAAUUGGAGAAAGCUACUGGAAACCCCAAUCAUCCCUUCAGUAAAUUUGGAACAGGGAACAAACUCACUCUGGAAACUAGACCAACCAAAGAAGGAAUAGAUGUAAGACAAGAGCUAUUGAAGUUCCAUUCUACUUAUUAUUCAUCAAAUUUAAUGGCUAUUUGUGUCUUAGGAAGAGAGUCCUUGGAUGAACUGACCUGUUUAGUGGUAAAGUUAUUUUCAGAAGUAGAGAAUAAAAAUGUCCCUAUACCAGAGUUUCCUGAACAUCCUUUCCAAGAAGAACAUCUUCGGCAACUUUACAAAGUGGUACCUAUUAAGGACAUUAGAAAUCUUUAUGUCACAUUUCCUAUACCAGACCUUCAGAAGUACUAUAAAUCAAACCCUGGCCAUUACCUUGGUCACCUGAUUGGGCACGAAGGCCCGGGGAGUCUUUUAUCAGAGCUUAAAGCCAAAGGAUGGGUAAAUACUCUUGUUGGAGGACAGAAGGAAGGUGCAAGAGGUUUCAUGUUUUUCAUCAUUAAUGUGGACUUGACAGAGGAAGGACUUCUGCACGUUGAAGAUAUUAUUUUGCACAUGUUUCAGUAUAUUCAAAAACUACGUACAGAAGGACCUCAAGAAUGGGUUUUCCAAGAGUGCAAGGAUCUAAAUGCUGUGGCCUUCAGAUUUAAAGAUAAAGAACGACCACGAGGUUACACAUCAAAGCUUGCAGGAAUGUUGCAUUAUUAUCCUAUAGAAGAAGUUUUGGCUGCUGAAUAUUUGCUUGAAGAAUUCAGGCCUGAUUUAAUAGAGAUGGUACUGGAUAAAUUGAGACCAGAAAAUGUUCGAGUUGCAAUAGUUUCCAAGUCUUUUGAAGGGAAAACUGAUCGCACAGAAGACUGGUAUGGAACGCAAUACAAGCAAGAAGCAAUUUCUGAUGAAGUCAUUAAGAAAUGGCAAAAUGCUGACCUGAACGGGAAAUUUAAGCUUCCGAUGAAGAAUGAGUUCAUUCCUACUAACUUUGAGAUUUUGCCAUUGGAAAAAGAUGCGACACAGUACCCUGCCCUUGUCAAGGACACUGCUAUGAGCAAACUGUGGUUCAAGCAAGAUGACAAAUUUUUUUUGCCAAAAGCUUGUCUCAACUUUGAGUUUUUCAGCCCAUUUGCUUACGUGGAUCCCUUGCAUUGUAACAUGGCCUAUUUGUACCUUGAACUACUCAAAGACUCCCUCAACGAGUAUGCAUAUGCAGCAGAACUAGCUGGCUUGAACUAUGAUCUCCAAAAUACCAUCUAUGGGAUGUAUCUUUCUGUAAAAGGUUAUAAUGACAAGCAACAUAUCUUGCUCAAGAAGAUCAUUGAGAAAAUGGCUACUUUUGAGAUUGAUGAAAAAAGAUUUGAAAUUAUCAAGGAAGCGUACAUGAGAUCACUUAACAACUUCAGGGCUGAACAGCCUCACCAGCACGCAAUGUAUUAUCUCCGACUCCUGAUGACAGAAGUUGCUUGGACCAAAGAUGAAUUAAAAGAAGCUCUAGAUGAUGUCACUCUUCCCCGCCUCAAAGCCUUUAUAGCUCAACUGUUGUCACGGUUACACAUUGAAGCUCUUCUCCAUGGCAAUAUAACAAAACAGGCUGCGUUAGGAAUUAUGCAGAUGGUUGAGGACACUCUCAUUGAGCACGCUCAUACAAAGCCGCUGCUUCCCAGUCAGCUAGUGAGAUACAGAGAAGUGCAGCUUCCUGACAGAGGUUGGUUUGUAUAUCAACAGAGAAAUGAAGUUCAUAACAAUUGUGGCAUUGAAAUAUAUUACCAGACAGACAUGCAGAGCACUUCUGAGAACAUGUUUUUGGAGCUCUUUUGUCAAAUUAUCUCGGAACCCUGCUUCAAUACUCUGCGCACCAAGGAACAAUUAGGUUACAUUGUGUUCAGUGGUCCACGUCGGGCAAAUGGCAUACAAGGACUGCGAUUUAUUAUCCAAUCUGAAAAGCCACCACACUAUCUAGAAAGCAGAGUUGAAGCAUUCUUAAAAACUAUGGAGAAAUGCAUAGAAGAUAUGACAGAAGAGGCCUUCCAAAAACAUAUCCAAGCUUUAGCAAUUCGUCGUCUAGACAAACCAAAGAAGCUGUCUGCAGAAUGUGCUAAAUAUUGGGGAGAAAUCAUUUCCCAGCAGUAUAACUUUGACAGAGAUAACAUUGAAGUGGCUUAUCUGAAGACCCUGACCAAGGACGAUAUUAUACAGUUCUACAAGGUGCUGUUGGCAAUAGAUGCUCCCAGAAGACACAAGGUAUCAGUACAUGUCCUUGCAAGGGAAAUGGAUUCCUGCCCUGUUGUUGGAGAAUUUCCCUGCCAAAAUGACGUGAACCUGGCACCAGCACCACCACUACCACAGCCAAGUGUGAUUGAAAAUAUGACAGAAUUCAAGCGCAGUCUGCCGCUCUUUCCACUGGUGAAACCACAUAUCAAUUUCAUGGCUGCAAAACUGUGAAGAACCCCCAUGGAUGAAGAGAGGCAAAUGAUCAGUACUGACAUGGAUUCAGGGGACUUCAUGAGGAACAAAAUUAUUAAAGAUCGUUGGGAUGAAUGGUUCUGUUUGUUAUGAAAGUCCCAAAUUCCUUCUUGGUUCAUUUGAUAUUAGCUGUGUGUUAGGGAUAGAGACUAUAUCAAAAUCAGUUGUGGUCAUGUGUCAUUUAUAUUACAGACAACCUGUUGAAAACCAAAAUCAACUGAAACAAAAAUAAUAAUAAACUUGUAGAUGCAGUAUAUUUUUUAAAUAGUAUAUCCCUUCAAAUUUUCAUGUUGAUAAAAUAACCCUCCAGAGCAAACAGAAUUGCUUGAAAUAUACUUACUGUCCCUGAGAAACGCCAUUUAGUAUCCCAAUAAUUAUCUUAUUGGGAGCUGGAGGGGGUGAGACAAGUAGGUCCUUUUUUGGGUGGGGGUCAACAAUUUUUCUUAAAAAAAGAGACUUUCACAUUUUUUUGAUGUAACACAUUGAAUGAUACUUUUUUUAAUUGAUCCUUAAUGCAACCAACAUAUUUUCUAUUUAAGUUUUAUGAAGACUAGUGGGGGGAAAAAAGGAAAUUUAACAACACAGUCAUGAGAGGAUUAUCUUAGUGAGAAUAAUUGAGGAUACGGGCAUGAUUUUAAUCUUUCUAUACAAAUUUGGGGACAUUUUGUAUCAAAACUAGUAAAAUGCUGGAAACACUUUAAUAGUACAUCUUAAUUUUGUUAUCAAAAGUGUUGUCCCAGUCUCUUGAUACUGUCAACAUCCUGUUCAGUGUUUGUGUUACUGUGAAUUGUUUCCAUUUGGUAUACAAAAUACUUGAUUUGGUGACAUUUUUUGUUUUCAGUUGCGCAUGUACCGAUGAAGAACUCAGUCUGUUUUGCCUCAUUUGUUAUGUCAGGUCUUGGUCCAGCAAAGUACUUACUAGUGCACAUACCUUAAAGCACGUGUUAGUUCUUCACUCAAGAACAGACGAAUGUCAGAGACAGGCGCUGUGAUGAAUCGGCCACACUGGCUGCGUCUGUGAGGGCCCUUCUGGUCCCUCAGGAAGGCGUUUGGGACAGCACUGUGUGUGCAGUCCUGCACUAGUGCAGGGUGUGCUUCAGGUUACAUCACAAAAUGUUUAUUCCUACUUCUUUUAAGAGGGCUGCACAAAACCCAGCAGGAUCAAGAAGUAUAUUGAAGUACUAUAUGUAUAUAUAUUGCAUAAUUUAGUAAAAUGAUAAAACAAUAUAUGGUGUCUAAUCUUCACCAAGUUUGCUGUAGCUUUCUGCAGAGUGGUCUGGUGCGUGGGACAGCCCCCAAGUAGGAAAAGGUAAGGGAGCAUCUUACUAAGUUCUCCUACCUGUUUAAUACAUAAGGUUGAUUGUAAGUAUUCAGACGGGAUAGAGUAUGCAGAGCACUGAAGAUAUAAAAUCUGCUCAUCAGGAGUGUUACUGAGAGUUUUCUUUGUAUUAAAAGAACCUGAAGUUAAGGCCCUGACGUGACACACAUGGUGUCAUAUGCUGGAAUCCUGUUCUAUUCGAUGGGGCUGUUCUUGUCAGUGAAUCAAUGUUGUUAUGCUGGCUCUGAAGCCAAACUGAAUGAAUGCUUUGACAGGCCUUUAUAUUGUAUUUAUCUGAGGGUCUCUUCUAAUUGAAUAAAGACAGUGUAUUUAAAAGUUGUUUUAAAGGUUAACAGUAUGUGUUUCAACAUCUUUUUAAUAAUUUGAUGGUAGGUUGUGAUGUAACCUGUUGCCAGGGAAGGCCACUAGCAUUUUUUUGUAGUCUGAGGGAAAACAAAGGAUUAAUAUAAGCUAAAACAGUAGAGGUGUCUCUGUUCACCCUAUUUUUCAUGGAUCUUUCACAUAAAAUGUUCUCUUUACCCUCUUGCAUUUUGCUUUUGUUUAUAGUUUUCCUUUAGUAAAAAUAUUUGUAUUAUAUAUAUUAAAAGUUUUGACAACAUUAUAAAAAUAUAUAUUUUGGGAUUUUAGUAUUUAAACAUACCACUCUUACGGUGAAUAAAAUAAAAUGGCUUCUAUCGUAUGUAAAAAUAGAUAUAUAUAUUCAUGGAACUACUAUCAACUCUAAUUUUAACAAAUUAUAUAAAUAAAUUGGAAUGGCAGUGUGUUUAACACAAGCUCACAAAUCAUGUUUUCCAGAGGAAAAAUAUGUAGAAUUUCCAAGUUCUGUGAGUGGAUGUGGAAACCCUUGUAGUUUUGCAGCAACUCUUAAUUGCUUUUAAGUGUUCUCCAGCAUUUUAUAGUUUCUGAGUUUGAAUAGAGCAGUAAAUUUUUAUAAACUCAGGCAUACUAAUGGGUUCAUUUUAAUGGAUCCAAAGCUGCAGUGUCUACAAGCAAUAAAGAACUACCUAGAAUACACUGUAAUUCAAUUUUAGUGCUUGUUAAUUAGUUUAUGUAAGAAACCAUAAAUUAUUAUUACAUAACUGUAAUUUUUGCAAGUGCUAUUUUAAGCAGUUGAUGUGGAAUUGGGUGCAUGUGACACAGCCAGUAUGACAGAGUGCUAGAGUUAUUCUGUUUACAAUAAAAAACCUGAAUUUAA
Columba livia (rock pigeon) is the source of this 5963-nucleotide messenger RNA. RefSeq names its product insulin degrading enzyme (gene IDE). Gene Ontology annotation, cellular component: cytosol; peroxisomal matrix; mitochondrion. The record is from RefSeq and is a predicted model, not a curated record. Gene Ontology annotation, molecular function: metalloendopeptidase activity; metal ion binding. Gene Ontology annotation, biological process: amyloid-beta metabolic process; hormone catabolic process; peptide catabolic process. NCBI's taxonomy places the organism in Eukaryota, Metazoa, Chordata, Aves, Columbiformes, Columbidae. The coding region runs from base 472 to 3408 and encodes 978 amino acids. The transcript is spliced from 25 exons.